Molecule: messenger RNA, 918 nt
Organism: Aspergillus bombycis
Lineage: Eukaryota; Fungi; Ascomycota; Eurotiomycetes; Eurotiales; Aspergillaceae
Product: putative mitochondrial phosphate transporter Pic2
Exons: 4
Coding region: 1-918 (305 amino acids)
Biological process (GO): mitochondrial phosphate ion transmembrane transport
Cellular component (GO): mitochondrial inner membrane
Molecular function (GO): phosphate transmembrane transporter activity
Source: RefSeq, a predicted model, not a curated record
AUGGCUACCAAGGAACGCAGCCUUCCCAUGGGGAAGAUCGAGCCUAAUACAGGCAAAUAUUUCGUUAAUUGUGCCCUAGGAGGCAUUAUCGGACCUACCCAUACAUCUGUCACACCACUUGAUCUGGUCAAGUGUCGCCGUCAGGUUGAUCCCAAGAUCUACACCUCGAAUAUCUCAGCAUGGCGCUCUAUCUUCGCGAAGGAAGGACUACGCGGAGUAUUCUUUGGUUGGUCUCCAACAUUCAUCGGGUACUCCUUCCAGGGCGCAGGUAAAUAUGGAUUCUACGAGUACUUCAAGUAUCUAUACGGCGACCAAAUGUUCCCCAGCAUGAACCGCACGGUGGUAUACCUAGGUGCCAGUGCAUCGGCCGAAUUCAUCGCAGACAUGGCCCUCUGCCCCUUCGAGGCGAUCAAGGUGCGCAUGCAGACGACUCUGCCGCCCUUUGCGCAAACGAUGCGCGAAGGCUGGAGCAAGAUCGUUGCCCAGGAAGGAUUCGGCGGUCUGUAUAAGGGACUGUAUCCACUUUGGGCGCGACAGAUCCCUUACACUAUGACCAAGUUCGCGACCUUUGAGGAGACGGUCAAUGCCAUCUAUAAGACUUUGGGUAAACCGAAGGACAGCUGCAGUGGACUGCAGCAGACGGGAAUCAGUUUCAUGGGCGGUUACAUUGCUGGCAUUUUCUGUGCGAUUGUCAGCCACCCGGCUGAUGUUAUGGUUAGCAAGCUUAAUGCGGAUCGUCAGGCUGGUGAGUCAGCCAUGAAGGCUGUAUCCCGCAUUUAUGGAAAUAUCGGAUUUUCGGGCCUAUGGAACGGUCUUCCCGUCCGUAUCGUCAUGCUGGGUACACUGACUGGAUUCCAAUGGUUGAUUUAUGACUCGUUCAAGGUGUUCCUUGGUCUUCCGACCACUGGUGGGCAUUAA